This is a messenger RNA of Rotaria sordida, 1014 nucleotides long. NCBI's taxonomy places the organism in Eukaryota, Metazoa, Rotifera, Eurotatoria, Philodinida, Philodinidae. The record is from the annotation of a GenBank genome assembly.
AUGAAUAAUAAUAAAGAUAAAGAAUUCUUUGAAAAUAUUCAAAUAAUUUUUGGUUUAUAUAUUAUACCAAUUGUUUGUUUACCUGGUCUUAUUGGUAAUAUAUUAUGUAUAAUUGUAUUUAUUACAAAUAGUAUGCAACGAUUUCUUACAACACAAUUUCUUCUUUUUUUGGCUAUAUCGGAUACAAUCAAACUUUCAAAUGAUUUACUCUAUUCUAUUGUACUUAUUAUUCAAGCAUUUGAUCAACAAUAUGGAAAAAAAUUAUUUCUUAUACUUUAUCGUUAUUGUCAUUAUAUAAAUACAGUUUCAACAUUAUGUGCAGCAUGGCUUACACUAAUUGUAGCUAUAGAAAGAUAUGUAUUAUGUAGUGGAAAUAGUCAAAAACGUGUUAUUGUUCAAAAAAAUUCUCGUAUUAUAUGUUAUUCAAUUAUAUUCUGUAGUCUUAUUGUUGCUUUACCUGUUUCAUUUCGUUAUGAAAUUGUUCCAUCAUCAACAAUCAAUCAAACUUUAAUUAAUUCCGAUUCGCCACUACGUUUAUCAAAAUUUGGUAGUUCACGUUUAUUUCGUGCUUAUUCAAUUACAUUUGAUCUUAUUCGAGCAAUUAUUCCGUCCUUAUUACUUUUUUAUUUAAAUACACGUAUUGUUUAUUUACUUUGUCGUAUGAAAUCAUCAACAGGUACAGCAUUUUAUCGUUUAACAAUAAGUCUUAUUAUUAUUAUUGGAUGUUUUAUUUGUUGUUAUUUUCCUGAUGCGCUUCUAUCACUUAUACUUAAUAUGGGUUAUAUUGAUGAAUCAUAUAAAAAACGAGCUAUACGAGAAAUUACAGAUUUUUUUGUUACAUUUAAUUCAGCAAUUAAUUUUCCUGUUUACUUUUGUAUAUCAUAUACAUUUCAACGUUCAGUUAUACGUUUAUUUGAACGUAAAGCUAAAUCUUAUUCUACAACAACAUAUGAAGAUGCCAUACAACGACAAAGACUACAACAACCAUUGGAUAAUUUAAGAAAUAUGGUGUAA